Penicillium coprophilum is the source of this 594-nucleotide messenger RNA. RefSeq names its product MscL family protein. Gene Ontology annotation, molecular function: mechanosensitive monoatomic ion channel activity. Lineage: Eukaryota; Fungi; Ascomycota; Eurotiomycetes; Eurotiales; Aspergillaceae. The record is from RefSeq and is a predicted model, not a curated record. The coding region runs from base 1 to 594 and encodes 197 amino acids. The transcript is spliced from 4 exons. Gene Ontology annotation, biological process: intracellular water homeostasis; monoatomic ion transport.
AUGCGUGGCCUUGACGAGAGCGCCGACGUCCUUUUACGCACUGGCCAGAAGGCGCAGGAACAAGUGCGAUAUGCUUGGGCUGGCUUUAUAAAUUUUGCCGCGCGAGAUAAUGUUCUCGAGGUUGCGUUGGCUAAUUCCUUCACUAAAGUCGUUACAUCGUUUGUAUCAGACCUAGUUUUGCCGAUUGUCUCUCUACUGCCGUUUUUGAAUCGGAACAUGGAUGAGAAGUUCGCUGUUCUCUCAAAGGGCCCGAAUUAUGACCCGCAGUAUGGGUACAACACCCUCUAUCAAGCAAGAGAAGAUGGAGCACUGGUUUUGGCGUAUGGAUUAUUUAUCGAGACAGUCAUCAACUUCAUGGGUGUCAGCCUUACUCUGUACGCCGUCGGACAUCUGUACAUGCUUAUCACUCAUGACAAAAUUAUCAAGCCUACUGUUCGGUGUCCAUACUGUAAGCAGUAUAUUGGUGUAUCGGCGCUUCGUUGUCGCCAUUGCUCGACAUGGCAAGACGGAAGGGAAGACGAGCCCCGGAGUGAUAGAAGUUCUCGCGAGGGACUGGCGGAUGCCGGGUCGAGUUUAAUAGAGGAAGCUCCAUAG